AUGUCGUGUAUCUCGAACGACCGCUACACCGCAGGGCUUCUUCCCACCUUCAGCAUGCAGGGAAACAUCUCGGGCGCUCGACUGAGACAGACCUGUGUCGAGGACGCGGAAGGCAGUGCAGGCUACGCUUUCGAAAGCCAGGUACCUCACAAAGACUAUCAUACCGCUUCGGAGCAGCCUCUUGAAUGGCACGGCGUCGAGAUUACACCAAUGCUUGGCGCUGUCGUAUUCUGUGUGCCAUUUGCGCUAUGGUCGCUCUGGAUCGUGCUCCAUUGA
This is a messenger RNA of Boeremia exigua, 276 nucleotides long. RefSeq lists its product as uncharacterized. NCBI's taxonomy places the organism in Eukaryota, Fungi, Ascomycota, Dothideomycetes, Pleosporales, Didymellaceae. The record is from RefSeq and is a predicted model, not a curated record. The transcript has 2 exons. Bases 1 to 276 code for a protein of 91 amino acids.